Molecule: messenger RNA, 8085 nt
Organism: Zootoca vivipara (common lizard)
Lineage: Eukaryota; Metazoa; Chordata; Lepidosauria; Squamata; Lacertidae
Gene: NTHL1
Product: nth like DNA glycosylase 1
Biological process (GO): base-excision repair, AP site formation; nucleotide-excision repair; base-excision repair
Cellular component (GO): nucleus
Molecular function (GO): DNA-(apurinic or apyrimidinic site) endonuclease activity; 4 iron, 4 sulfur cluster binding; DNA binding
Source: RefSeq, a predicted model, not a curated record
UGUGGGGCUUGUAGUUCUGGGCUGCAGGCGGAGGCAUGUGCGCGAGUCGCGGGGUCUCCACCCGGCUGCAGCUGAGCAAAAGGAGAGGGGGAGAAGGAUGUGUUCCUGCACUGAGUGAAACCUUCUGCACGAAGAUCCACCAAAAGCAGAAGACAGUCAGUGUUGCCUAUGACUCUCCCGGAGGAAAUGGUUUGGGCAAGACAAACGAAGCAGAGGGCAAGAAGCAGAAGUGGGCACCCAAAAACUGGGAGCAGCAGCUGAGCAACAUCCGGGAAAUGAGGAAGGAGAGAGAUGCCCCUGUGGACCAGAUGGGUGCUGGGAAAUGCUUUGACAGUGAUGCUCCUCCAGAGGUUAGGCGCUACCAGGUCCUCUUGUCACUCAUGCUCUCCAGCCAAACCAAAGAUCAGGUGACUUCGGCAGCCAUGAUGCGCCUGAGGGAGCAUGGCCUCACUGUGGACAACAUCUUGGAGACUGAUGACGUGACUCUAGGCCAGCUCAUCUACCCUGUGGGGUUUUGGAAGCGGAAAGUGAGCUACAUCAAGCAGACCACAGCAAUUCUGAAGCAGGACUAUGCUGGAGACAUCCCAAGGACUGUGGCGGAGCUGGUGAAACUCCCAGGGGUUGGACCCAAGAUGGCCCAUUUGGUGAUGGACAUUGCCUGGCAGGACGUCUCUGGAAUCGGUGUGGACACACAUGUGCACCGGAUUUCCAACAGGUUGAAGUGGGCAAAGAAGGAAACAAAGCUUCCUGAGGAGACUCGGCUGGCUCUGGAAGAGUGGCUCCCCAGAGAUCUCUGGAGUGAGAUAAACUGGCUUCUUGUUGGGUUUGGGCAGCAAGUCUGCUUACCUGUAAAUCCACGCUGCAGUGAAUGCCUUAACAGGGACAUCUGUCCGGCUUCGAGGAAGCGCUGAGAGAUGCGACACUUACUGGAACAGGCCACCAUACUGGGGGACUAGGAUUUGGGGGCCCACCAACGGAUUGAUGAUGCUGUAGCUGAACUUCCAGAGGCUUGAGCAAGAGGGAUUUUGACCCUGAAAUCUGAUGGCACUACAGCAAUGACUCUGUUCCUGGUCUCCAAACCAUGCACAGGUGAGAGGGGUCCAAAUAGCAUUGUUCCUCAUAAAAGGACCAUAGAGUUGACUUAAGUGUGGUGUCCCAGGCUGCCCUGAAAGGACUCCUCUUAACCCAAGUAUGAAGCCACACAGAGAGUAGUUAAAUAAGUGCAACAUAUUGGGCUAGAUUCCAGACUAAGUUAGCUGGACUUGAGUCCCACUGAAAUCAGUUGCACGUGUACAUCUUGACAUAACUGAGUUCAGCUAGCUCAGGGCCCAUCAGCACCAAACAUUUAAAGCAGUGACAUGCCACUUUAAACAGCCAUGGCUUCCCCCCCCCCAGCCCCCUUCCCCAAGAAUCCUGGGAGCUGCAUCUUGUUCAGGGUGCUGAGAGUUGUUAGGAGACCCCCUUUUCCCCUCAUGGAGCUACAGUUCCCAGAGGGGGUUGAAAGUACUUUGGGAAUUGAAGCUGGAAGGGAAGAGGGGGUCUCCCAGUAACUCCCAGCACCCUUAACAAACUACAGCUCCCAUGGUUCUUUGGGCAAAGCCAUGAGUAUUUAAAAUGAUGAGAGAGUCUACUUCAAAAGUAUAGUCCAGCCCCCAGUAUCUUUUAAAUGAAGAUUUUGCUGUAUUCCUGUGGCUAGAAAGAGGAGAUGGGGGAAGGCAAAAUGGGCAAAACUUUACUUAGGGGUGAAAAUGAGCUUAGGAAAACAAGCAGAAAGUUCAGCUUGUGUCCUGUCAGUGGAAGGUCCACAUGUUUUGAUAUGUCUGGAGAUCUCUUUGCCAUAAGCUAUAUAUGCCUGACCAAAAUUUCUAAGGUUCAGCUCACAUGGCAUCCUCCGGCCUUUUGUUUUGAAAGGGCAAGGCUCCUGCUUUGAGAGCCUCUGCCUGAGGAGCAACCAGCCCUCAGUGUGUGUUGUAUUUCCUUGUCUCUAUGCCUCUCCCUGCCUCCACACACACUGUGAGGGAGGCCGGUCAUAUUUUCUUCCCUAAGAAGUGUUUGUGGAUUCUGUCAGCUGCCUUUGCCCUUGAAGAAUUUCCAAUUUAAAUGCUAAUAAGCUAGUUACCAGGCAAAAAGGAGUUAUCCAGCUCCACUGGAUGAUGUCAUUCAGGCCUGUCCCAGCGUCAUGGAGGAAUUAGCCUGUUGCCAAGGUAGGGAGAGUUGGAGGUUUAGAAACAGAUGAGACGGAGGGGGGGAUCUUCCCAGCCCUCCCCCCCCCUUGUAUCUGAUGGGCUCCAGGGCUUGGAGAUUUUAGAUCAGCUUUCCUCCCAAUCUAUUGUCCUCCUGGUGUUUUGAACUACAACUCCCAUCAGCCCCAGAGAGUGCAGCCAUAAAAUGCAGUCCAAAACAUCUGGAAGACACCAGGUUGGGUAAGAGUUCUCCUAUGUGAGAACGAAGCCUUUUAGAUGUCCCAAGCAAAAGGGGCAUUUGGAAUACAGUGUAAGCCUUGAGCUUUACAUAGCCUAUCACAUAAGCCAGGCAUCCCCAAACUUCGGCCCUCCAGAUGUUUUGGACUACAAUUCCCAUCAUCCCUGACCACUGGUCCUGUUAGCUAGGGAUCAUGGGAGUUGUAGGCCAAAACAUCUGGAGGGCCGCAGUUUGGGGAUGCCUGACAUAAGCCAAAUGCUGAGAACUGCAUCUACCUAAAGAGUAAUUCUUAUUUUUAUAUAAUAAACAUUUUUCUUUUUAUAAUAAGAUUUUUGUCUAACAGUCUCUGCUUGGUGCUCAGGUUUCCCAGAAGAGGGGAUUUAAUCCAGAGUGGGGAACUUGGGCCCAGGAUCUGAAAGUAGCCUCCAGGCCUUUCUGUCUGUUCCCUGUCCCCUAUGCCAUACCCCCUCAUUGGCCCUGCUUCGCACCUUCCUUGAGGGGCUGGAAUAUGUUUCCCUGGUAAUUUAAAUUCACCUAGAAGUGAGGCAAUCUGGCACAGCCAGGAAACAUGCAGACACAGAAGUUGGAUGGGAGGAAGAGAGGGAUACCAUAAGGAAAUAAUAAUUUGAACACCAACAUCAUAAAACUCGCUGUACAUGGGAAACCAGAUUUAUUAUUGACAUUUUAGUAUACAUUUUUUUACACAAUGCAGUUAACAGCUCUUCUUAUAACUUUAUAGUGAAUGUCUAGGUUAGUUGUGCAGAAACUGAGUUAAGUGCUGCAGAGCAUAUAGGAUGGCAGAGAGAAGAGAGCCAGGCGUGCUUUUAAAUUGUCAUGAGUCAAUCCACGGAACAGAGACUGAGAUGUUUGCUUUCUGGGAAGGGGUAGGGGGAAAGCUACCUCUAUAGGUAUAGGUUUGUAUAGGAGAUUUCAAUUGUACCACAACCCUCAAAUUUGUGCUUCUGUCACACCUCUCCUGUCCUUAAAGAAUGACUUUAGAAAUCCUUGUUCAAACCAGUCCUGCAUUCAUUCAUUUCCUUACUAUUAUAUUUCACCUUUCUUCGAUCAUGGAGCCCAAGGUAUUAUCCAGGCGUUUUUCAAAAGGCCUCCCAUCCUGUUUCAUCUUCCACUGACCAGAUGUAAACAUGUUCUUUCCAUGUAUCAGACGGGUGGAGAACUCCUCUGUGGCCCUCCAGAUGUUGCUGGACUGCAACUCCCAUCAGCCCAAGGCAGCAGGACCAAUGGCCAGGGAUGGUGGGAACUGCAGCAGCAGUAGCACACACCCACACACCUCUGGUGCAUCAGUGCCUUUGCUAAUAAUGCAUUGGGGGCAACUCUUUUGGAGGUAAAAACUUUAGCCUAAUUUGAAAAGCAAGUGCCCUCCAAUCAUUUAAGGAAUCAAAGCAGUCCCCGCCCCCACCCCCAAAAAAGCUUUAGAAAUCUCACACCAUUCUCAAAAUCAAGUUUCAAGCAACCUUAUCAGCAGGUAUUAGCUUAUACCUGAAUUACCACCAGUCUCACUCAAUAACUGUUUUCUUUGUUUAAAAAAAAAUUAAAGAAGACUCAGCAGAGCAUUCUUCAGGAAGCCACAUUUUCACUCAAACAUUUCAUUAUCCUCCUGGAAUCAGUGGUCCCGAGUCAUCAGGAGAGAUUUAUGGCAGGCUUACUCAACCUGGGGCCCUCCAGUUGUUGUUGUUGGACUUCAACUCCCACCAGUACUAGCCAGCAUGGCCAAAGAUCAUGGGAUAUUUAUUCCAAACAUCUGGGCACCAGGCUGGGGAAGGCAGAUCUACAUGCACUCUUAUUUGCAUUUGCCCCAUAAUGUACACCCUGCCUGUGGCAUCAGCAGGAAGCCCCCUUUCAAUACUAAUGGGCAUCUAUGGGACUAGCUGAGCAUAACUGGGGCUGGAUUGGGAGUCAGCAAGUACAGCUGUUCUCCAAUAAUAAAUGGUUUGGGAAUGCGGUAAAAUCCCAAGCCUGCAGACUCGAGUUGUGCAAAUUAGUCAUAUUUACAUAUAUUUAUUUUUACAUAGCUUCACAGUCUUCAAUGGUGCAAUGGUUUUUAAAAACAAAUUGGAAUGUUUUGGUAAAGCUUGGCAAAGAAGGAGUCCCAAAGGGGGAAAGACAUUCCUGACAUUUCUCCAGAUUCCAUGUGGGCUAGAAACCCUGUUUUUUAUUUUUUAAAAAAAUAAAAAUCAUCAGCACAGUGAUGUGUAGUCAAACCCUUCUUGCCUGCUGAGGUCAUAAUCACUGAAAAUCCAUGGAAUCAAUCUGAAAUAUGAGGGGGGGUUGUUGUUUUUAAGAAGAUCGCUUUCUAGUUCUCAUGCCUACAGAGAUAAAAUUCAGAAGUGGUGGGUGAUGCCUGGUGCUAUCUCAGAAGACAGAGAUAGUAGGCCUCCGAGGGGACAGAGGUGAGGACUACAAUGGUGUUCCUAUACUAGCCAGGUAGACUGCAAAAUCAGUCAAAAUGUGGCAUUAAAUUAGAUUAACUCAGGUGCAGAAUUAGGGCACGUUUCUCAAGCAUCCAGACCAGCUGCCCCCAACUUGAUGCUCUGGGGCUGAUAGGAAUUGUAGUCCAAAAUAGCUGGAGACCAUCGGAUUGGUAAAAGCUGGUGUGGACAAAGAGUAUCUAAUGUGGUGCUCUCCAGAUGUUGUGGACCAGAAUUCCCAUAAGCCCCAGCCAACACAACCAAUGGUGAGAUAUGAUGGGAGAUGGAGUCCAGCAACACCUAGAGAGCACUACUUUGGCUACUCCUGGGGCAGACUAUGAGUACAAGGCUGUCCAUCAUGGACACCGAUACUCCACCUUGCAUUUCUCUCAAAACCGCCUGUAACGAAACUGUAUACAAAGUUAUUCUUGAAAACCAAUCACAUAACAAAAGAAUGGUACCAUUUACCAAGCCAGCUUUGCUACACGGGAGCCAUUUCCCCAAAUCUAAGGCACCUUAUUCAGCUCAGUUAUUCGCAAAACAUACACAAAGCCCCCAGAGUAUACUUAUAUCAAAGGGCACUUGGUCAUCUUGCAGGGUAUUGUAGAAUCAGGAGUGUAAGAGUUGGAAGGGGCCCAAAAGGAUCAUCUCCUUCAACCCCCUGCCAUGCAGGAAUCACAGCUGAAGAAUCCCUGAAGACAAAGUGUCCCCCCCCCCCUUCUUAAAUACUUGUUGUACAUUUGUGCCCUAAUUAAAAGGGUGGCAAUUGCUUAGUCAUACAUACCUCUUUUUAUGAAAGAAACUGCAUCCCAUCCAGCUUCCUUUUUAAUACUGGGUGUGAAAGGUUGUGAUGUCUCACUAAAGAAGGCUAGAAGAAAAAACUCUUCCUACCUGCCUCCCCUUACCAGAUUAACAGUGUUAUAAAAUCAUUAGCUAGCUUCCCCCCCCUUUUUUUUUUUACUUCUCCCUCACUUAGUAGAAUCAGGAGAAGAGUUUGGAUAACAAUUUCUGAGUUGCUGCUGCAAUGUGAUCACUUUCAAGCAGUCUUUGCCAACUGUGUGCCCUCCAGAUGUUCAAACUACAACUCCCAUCAGCCCCAAACCAUGGGUGUGCCUGCUGAGGCUGAUGGGAGCUGUGGUUCAAAACAGCUAGAGGGCACCAGAUUAGCAAAGGGGUCUCCUCAAGAACAGAAGAGCCUAGUGUAGAGGUUCCACAGGAGUGUGCGCUUUUAUGUUCACACACAGUUCACAUACAUCACUCAUUGAGGAGGAUCAUAUUCAUUUAGUAAGUAGGAGCAAUACCCCAGAAUUAUCCACUUUCACUCUGGCCUGGAUUCAAGACAUUUCAGUGCCUACCACAAAAAACAUACCAAACAGUAUACUCCCUCCCAUGAAUUAACACAGGGAGGGGUGAGAACUUCCCUGGAAACUUCCCAGUGACCUGGGCCCCUUGGGUCAAUCCGUCUCCCAACUCUUGUCCUCUUAUAACAACAUCAAGAUCUAUCUAGGGCAGGCAUGUCCAAAGUCUGUUUCAGGAGCCUAAUCCGGCCCUCCGGUCAGUUUAAUCCGGCCCCUGUGGCAGUUUAUUUCCUAGGGUAAAAUCCUAAAAAACCUCAACAACUUCAAUCCUAAAAAAAAAGGUUGACAGCUUUGGCCGGCCCUCACGGCCCUUCACUUCUUCAAAUCUGGCCCUCUUUGAAAAAAGUUUGGACACCACUGAUCUAGGGAAUCACAGAAUCAUAUAAUUAUACAGUUGGAAGGGACCCCGAGAGUCAUAUGGUCCAACCCCCUGCAGUGCAAGAAUCACAGCUAAAGAAUCCCUCAAAGAUGGCAAUCCAACCUCUACCAUGCCUCCUUGCCUUUAAUAACAAUUCUUCUUUCUAUUUGGGGGGUGGGGGAAGUAACGUAGAGGGCCUAACGCUGGUAAUGAGCAGGUCAGGUGGUCAGUAGAUGUGGAUGUGUUGCUGUCUCAAAAAAGACACAUUCUGUGCUUCUGAGCUAUUCUUUGGAAAGAACAUUGCAGAAGCUAAAACACAUUCAGAGCUUGUUAAAUUCAACAUUACGCGUCAUGGUUAAAGCAUGAGAUCUGACUUUGACUGUAGGGGGUGUGUGCCUCAGGCCCAGUGACCAAAUGCGGCCCUUCGGGCCUCUCCAUCUGGCCCUCAGGAUGCUUCCUAGGCCACUCCCCCUUCUCAAACCAAGUGCUAAUUGGUGCUUUCAUCAAGUCCUUUUCCCCGGCUGGGAAAUGUUCUUGGACUGUAAUGAAACCUUUUGGAUUCCAUGGAUGGAGAAGGGGGAGGGUUGGUAUAGAACCUCAGACCUUUGCAGGUCAGGGGGAAAAGCCCUGUGAGCUCCACCACCUUUGCUUCUGGUUUCUGCUGCCACUGGUAUGCAGCCCCCAGAAGAUCGCCCACAAGGGAAUGUGGCCCUCGGCCCGAAAAUGGCUUUGGGGACCACUCUGUCCAUCAUCUCCUACCCCGGGCACUGCCUGUGGAAAGGGUUAGUAGUCAUAUGUUAAAAGGGGUGACCAUCCUCUACAGUCUUUCCUUAGCACAGCUGAUACGUGCAAAUACCAUAUUGCUGCUAAACUGAAAGGAAGGUUGGUUAAUGGUGCAGCCAUUGAAACAUCAGCAAUGUUGAAAUGGGGUGCAUGUUUUCAAAAGGCCUGGAAGUGGAAAUAGUUGUGCCGUUGGAGGUUAAAUGAAUUUUCACAUAAAGGGGGUGCUUCUGCUUAAAUCUCGAGACGCCCGUCCAUUUGCCAGCAGGACACCGUCUCCCAGAGGAACUGCUCCCAGGAAUGUUAGUAUUUCAUGGAUACAAUUGUCUUCCUGUGCUGCUCCCGAGUCUCACUAAAAAGUGUUAUUUCCAGCUUCUGGCUACAGCCAAUUCAGAUUAGUGUUCCUUAUAAAUGUCAGGAUUUAGAAAGAGGGGGGUGCUUGCUGCUUUUUUUUUUUUUGCUUCUACCCUACCCUGCCCUGAGGGGGUUGGCAAGGGACAGCAUGCAUUUCUGCACCUGAGUGCACCAAAUAAUUGUGGUCUUUUGCCACGUUUGGUAAGGAAGGGACUUUUCAAAAAGCAUGGUUGUUCUGAAAAGUGGUGAAGGGAAGGGGCUUUUCGGAAAGCGCAGUUGUUCUGAAAAGUGGUAACAAGGCAAAAACAAUUUGCAAAGAGAAGGGGACUUGCUGUGCCUGAGGCUUAAAGGGUCAGGGUGUUUCAAGCACUAACUAUGAACAGAU